Messenger RNA from Capsella rubella, 791 nucleotides. RefSeq lists its product as uncharacterized. NCBI's taxonomy places the organism in Eukaryota, Viridiplantae, Streptophyta, Magnoliopsida, Brassicales, Brassicaceae. The record is from RefSeq and is a predicted model, not a curated record. Bases 110 to 499 code for a protein of 129 amino acids. The transcript is spliced from 5 exons.
AUCGCUCUUGUCUCCCCUCUGCAACUAUCUACCGACGAGUCCACUUGUUCACGAGGACGAGGAUAGGCCUUUUUAAUCAUUUGAGUCUGUUUGAUUCGUGUAAGUUAGGAUGGAGGAACUAAACCAAAUCUUGAAGAAUAAUAGGACGGAUGAUCUCACUUGGUUUUGCUCUCUCUCAGAAUCUGAAUUGGAUAUGCUCAUCAGCUUAAAAAAACUAGCCAUUCAACGCGCCAUAAUUAGUGGUCACCAAGAAUUAGCUGACAAAUUUGAUCUUAAGUUGCUCCGAGCUCUAGGGCUUGUGCUAAUGGAGUAUGUAAGAAAGAGGGUAGAAGAUGAUACUUGUCUUGCCCCAAGUGUUGUUAAUCAACUCAGCCUUUUGGAUAGUUGUAACUUGUUGGAAACGAGUGUAGAUGGUACUAUAGACACUGAGGAUAUUUUAACUGAAAUCUGCAACAACAAUUCAAAAAAGAAAUCACGGAAAAGGAGGCGGUCCAAGUGAAACUGGCAUUUCGCAGAGAAUAAUUUUGCUCGGUUCUGGUCGGUGUGGCUUAGACUCUGGAGCAGAGAAUAGUUUUUUUAUAAGAUGAUAUUCCUGAUUAUAUACCUUGCAGUAUCAUUUUAUGUAACAUCUCAUUGUUUCUUCGGCCUCUUUUUCUUUUGUCCAUGGACCGAUAUGCUUGUGAUUGAUUAUGUGGAGCUUUGGUGUGAUAAUUUUUAUUUUCCAGAAAUCUUAGUUCAAACUUGUAGGACAUAACUGAGCUUAGUACAGCAGUGUCUGGAUAGGCGGGAAA